Molecule: messenger RNA, 1103 nt
Organism: Microbotryum saponariae
Lineage: Eukaryota; Fungi; Basidiomycota; Microbotryomycetes; Microbotryales; Microbotryaceae
Source: the annotation of a GenBank genome assembly
AUGGCAAGUGCACCUGGAUCGUAGCAAAGGCUAUCCUCUAGCUGACUCGUGCAUCUGAAAUCAAAUACAGUCCGCUCAUGAUGCACCCUUCGUUGCGUGGACCCGAGCCAUCGCCGCCGUCGGCUUGGGUCUCACCGCCGGAUACACGACCUCCAUCGUCAGUUCUAGCUGCUUGUGGUGUGUGACGAUCAGCCAUCUGACUCGCUUUACUCUUUUUAAACAGUCUAUCUCGUCGAUGAAGAAUAUCUACCGAGUGCCGACGCUCAGCCCGCGUGAUCGACUGGUACGUUGCCCGCUUAGGCCCCCCACGAACCUCCCACAGGGGCAACAACCUGAUACUAACCACUCUGUAGCCAUCCUCUCGACCCCGCGUUGAUUCCCUCUCCUUGUAGCACCUCUGGAGCUUGACCUUUGACAGUGGAGCGGCCUUGAUGAAACCUUUGAUCCCCUUGCUCACCACUCUGCUCGCGACGUCGGCCUACUACGCUACCAAGCCGGCUCUCUACGUGCCCCACAACUGGAUCGCCUCCCAACGCCGGGUACAUCCACAGACUUACGCUUGGGUCAAAUCGUCAUAAGCUGCUAGCUGAUAUGAUGCUCCUCCUUCUUCUCCCGUCGUCAUGCCAAACCCUUGAAUCGUUCACUGCGGGGGGCGCAAAUAUACUAUCUCACUCACAGGCCGUCCUCGCCGUCAGCGCCGCAUUGACGCUCUUCAACUUCCCCUGGACGUUCCUCACCAUCCUCCCCAUUGUCAAGAAGCUCAAGGUGAUUGAGGCCAAGAUCGUCAAAGGUCAGUCGCCGGACGAGGAGGACAAGAGUGUGCGGCGAUUCGCAAGGACUGAUCUAUCAUUUGGUGCUUCUCCUGCAGAAAGCAAGGACGGCGAUGCUAUCAGCACCGGCGACAGUAAGUCUUCCUCAACUUGACUAUUCCCUCCCUCUGCCCUGAUCGUGUGGCAGCUAACAGCAAGCCCUUCUCGCUCUUCCACUGCCCUCUCCUCUCAGCCGAUUACGACAUCCAAUCCUGGACCAAGUUGCACCACGUGCGCUCGCUCGCGUGCACGUUGGCCUUCACCUUGUCCGUGCUCGAACUUGUCUCGGCAUAA